Molecule: messenger RNA, 637 nt
Organism: Melanotaenia boesemani (Boeseman's rainbowfish)
Lineage: Eukaryota; Metazoa; Chordata; Actinopteri; Atheriniformes; Melanotaeniidae
Product: scavenger receptor cysteine-rich type 1 protein M130-like
Exons: 4
Coding region: 1-621 (206 amino acids)
Cellular component (GO): membrane
Source: RefSeq, a predicted model, not a curated record
AUGUCCAAAUCUGUCAGGCUGCUGAAUGGAUCCAGCCUGUGUUCAGGCAGACUGGAGGUGAAGUCUGACCAGACCUGGUCCUCAGUGUGUGAAGCUGACUUUGACCAGCAGGAUGCAGAGGUGGUCUGCAGGGAGCUCGGCUGUGGGCCUCCUUCAGUCCUCCAGGGGGCGCUCUAUGGAGAAGGGGAGGCUCCCAUGUGGACCAAAGAGUUCCAAUGUGGAGGUCAUGAGUCUGCUCUGCUGGACUGUAGAAGCUCAGACUCUGAUAGAAACACCUGCUCAUCUGGCAGAGCUGCUGGACUCACCUGCUCAGAUCCUGUCAGGUUGGUGGGAGGAGCCAGUCGCUGUGCAGGUAGACUGGAGAUGAAACUGGGAGAAUGGACACCAGUGGAUGGUUAUAGAUGGACCCUGGAAACUGCAGCUGUUAUCUGUGAACAUCUGAACUGUGGUUCUGCUGUUUCUGUGGGAAAGAGAAAGGAGGCCUCACGCAGAUCUGUGUGGUCGAUCGAGUCUGACUGUAUUCAGUCUGGAUCUCUUCUGAGGGAAUGUGCAACACCAGAUCAUGGUGACUCCAUUUUGAAUCUCGCCUGUUCAGUCCCCAACUGUAGGUGGCGAUGCUGAGAAAUGUUGAUUGAUA